AUGAACGCGCACAGUCAUGUCUUGGUAGUGGUGGCGCUUUUGUGCCUCGCAGGCAUCACGUAUGCCAGGCUCCCGGAUCCCCAGAAAGGGUGUGAUCUAUCGGACGGCCGAUGGGUUCGCGCCGCCAACCGGUUCCCACGUUACACGGGGCUUUCGGGAGAGUGGAACUCAUGUCCGUACAUCAGGUCGGAAUACUCGUGCCAGCGCAACAACCGGCCUGAUAACUACUACACGCAGUAUCGGUGGCAGCCGGACAAGUGUGUCAUAUCUUACUUCAGCGCUCCCGGCUUUAAAUACAUGAUGCGCAAAAAGAACAUGCUGGUGGUGGGCGACUCCAUCAUGAUGAACUUCUACGAGUCGCUGCUCUGCCUCAUCAACACAGGCGGAUACAAGGGCGAGGAGUUGUCCCUUUCCACCAAUGCCACAUUCGAUAUCCGCCGCGUUCGCUUCUCCGCGUUCUCCGGCUCCAUCGACUUCUACUUCGCGCCGUACCUGGUGCGCGCCACCAAGUUAUCCAAGGACAGCAGCGGCAAGGCGGGCGGCGGGCACGCGCACGACGUGUACGUGAACGAGGUGGACCCCACGCUCGCCAAGAUCCUGCCCGACUACGACGCCGUGGUGCUCGGCACCGGCAUCUGGUGGCUGCAGAACAAGCCCGGCUUUCGCGAGCCCAACCAGUUCUACGCCAACGGCGAGCACCGCAACCUCACCAACUCGGCGGCGCACACGUGGGGCAUCUCGACGGUCGCGAAGUAUAUCAAGUCGAGCAACUACAGCGGCGUGCCAUACUUCCUCUCCUACUCUCCCAAGCACGGCGGCCGCGGCGCACCGCAGCCUGGCGUGAAGAACAAGAAAAAGGGACCUGAAUUCCCGGAGUGGGUGGGAGCGUGCGGUGCACGCGGCCCCAUCGACGAGGAGGAGAAGAUCAAGUACGUUAACACGCUGCCCUCCGCCAAGGCGUACGCUGACGCGCAGCAGGUGACUCUGGCGGGCACGCCGGUCCGCUUCCUCCCUGUUACGCAGAUGAGCGAGGUACGCCCCGACGGGCACCUGGGCGUGUGGUGGCAGCCGCGUAACCAGACGGGUCCGGACUCGCCAGGGGGCAGGAAGGAGUCGCCCUUCACUGGCGAUUGCACGCACUGGUGCCUACCUGGCGUGCCAGACGCCUGGGUGGAUGUCCUCUUUACCAACAUGAAGUUCGAGGAUAACUUCCAAUAG
Closterium sp. Naga37s-1 is the source of this 1218-nucleotide messenger RNA. Lineage: Eukaryota; Viridiplantae; Streptophyta; Zygnematophyceae; Desmidiales; Closteriaceae. The record is from the annotation of a GenBank genome assembly.